AUGGCUUCCGACGGCCCGGUUCGAGGGACGCACGCUGUUACGCCGCAUCGCGGGAACCGGAACCAACCUUUGUCAAGCAACAGGCGGGCCCUCCUUGGCUUUCAGGUCUUCUCCUGGAACGUGGCCUGUGUUGGGUCUCUGGUUAUCGUGACGGUGUUCUGGGUGGCCCUCUUCGACAACACCCCGCUGACGUCCACCGACGUAAACGCUCACAUUCUCAUCGCCCCUAUCAUGGCGAUCGACCAGCUCUUGGUGGCGACGAAGUUCGAGCGAAAGCAGAUGUUGGCCUCCUUCUCGUUCUCGAUCGUGUAUGUGGCCUUCAACAUAAUUUUCUUCCUGACCGCCCCCGAGGACGAGAGGGUCAUCUACGGCCAGAUGGACUGGGGGGAGAGCGUCGGCAACUCGGCCGCCUUCGCCGCGGUGGUCGCCUUCGUGCUAGUCCCGCUAGGAGGCUUGAUCCACUACUGCGUGUUCAGGCUUCGAGAGUAUAUCUACGAGACUUGCGGCAGCGGUAGCCGACCAUCUUCUCAUUCUGACAUUGAAAAAGGCGGCGUGGUCACCGCAAUUUUCUCGCGCUGAUGGUCGACGAGAGUAGAUAGAUGAUUGGUUCACUUGAAGGAAAACGCACGAGCUUGCCCCGUGCGGGUUGGAGAGCGAGGUUUUGGACGAUCGAAUCCCAAAACAGGUGCUGACAAAACAUCGUUCGCACCAUCGUCAGAUCGACUGUAAGGGUAGGUAUUAACAUUGUUGAGAAGGGUGUUUUUGGGUGUGACGAAGCGGUUUUGGCUUGGGGGGCGCGUGUUGAACCGUGCGCCAAGGACUUGUUGGAAUUUCCUGGAAAAAUGCAGGGGAAGCCUGAGUGAUGAAUCUCUGCGCAUUGGCAUUCAUUUCACCUUUCACGCUCCCAGCCGGGUGGCGGGGCAUAAAGCAAUAACCGUCGUGUGAUGAAACCGGCGUCUUUGUGCUCUGAAGAGAAACGGUGCAGAGAGAAAACAGCGCGUAUCAGGGUCUGUCUGCCGAAAAUAAAUCAGACUGCGUUCUUUCUAACGUCGAAGACCUGGGUUCGUGGGACCGGCGGGGGUGGGGUGUGGAUUUCCACCCUCGUACCGGUCUGCUCCUCAAUUAGUGUGCUGUAGUAUGGCAUCACCUUGAGCCCUGGAGACCGCCGAGAAUACGGCGGACGCCUCGCAGUUCCGAAGCCUACGUUAUCGUCGAGGGAUUUUGAUUCGAAUGCAGACUGUGUAGCAAGCGAUAAGCCUGGACUAUCUUGGAUGCAUGAUUUCCUGUAUCAGCAGCAGCAAUUGCGGUGCAAUUAUCGAGGGUUUAUGCGGGUGUACUCAGAAUGAGCUGUUGCCUAC
Molecule: messenger RNA, 1358 nt
Organism: Ectocarpus siliculosus
Lineage: Eukaryota; Phaeophyceae; Ectocarpales; Ectocarpaceae
Source: the annotation of a GenBank genome assembly